AGGUAUAACUAUCCCUGCUAAGCAACGUCUGUUGCUCUUGCUCAAAAUUAUUUAAACGGAAUUGUUAGGGAGCAGUCGCCAGAGAUUUUAUAAUUUCUCAGUCCACGCACAUUGACUGUUCAUCCGUCCCGGCACGCAGAGAUUCGUGUUGUUUCUGGUUUUGGCUUUCGCGUCCGGAGUUGUGUUUUGUGUCACGGGGCUUUGCAGGCUGGUACAGGCAUCUCUGAAGCAAGUUCGUCUCGAGGAAGGAAGGGGGUCGGGAAUCUCGCCGUCAACGGCUUAGAACUGUUUUCCGCCGGUCCGACGCGCGGCUAGUUGGUUUUCAUAGGGAUUUUUGUACAAUCCUCUUGCACCGAAACCAGCAAAGCAUUGGGGUAUUCAUGGACCACACACCUUUUUUCUUGUAGGGUAUUUUGUAAGGGUUUUGUAAUCUUAGACCAAAUAGCUAAGUUUACUUUCAUUUUUUUGCUUGUCAUGUACUCAUAGGUAUGUUUGUUUCACAAUUCUUGUCAUGUACUCAUAGACUAAACUGUAACUCAUAGGUAUGUUUGUUUCACAAUUCUUUUUUCUUUUUUUGCUAAUAGAGAGGAAUGUGGUCUUUGAUUAUAUUUUUUGCUUGUCAUGUACUCAUAGACUAAACUGCAACUCAUAGGUAUGUUUGUUCACAAUUCUUUUGUCUUUUUUUGCUAAUAGAGAGGAAUGUGGUCUUUGAUUAUAUUUGGCUGGUAUCUACUUUUCUACUGCAGCUGGAAAUUGCAAGCAUGGGCUUGCAUUAUUUAUGAUUUUUCUUUUUCUCGUUUUGUUAUCUAGGUCAUGUAUCGCCGCUGCAACUCUUGCAACGAGUUUGAUGUAGUUUGCAAGCGACCUAAUGUUUGCUUGUCAUCUUUUACCAUCAAGAUGGUUGGUGGGUGCGGGGAUCGUGCGGCUGUGCCUCAGUACUUCAAGGAUCGGCUGGACGACUUUGCUCAGAAUUUCCUUGUUUUGAGGGACUACACUGGGUUUAAGUUUGAUGUGUACAUUGAUAGGAGGGAUCACAUUAGCGUCAUGUGUGGUCCCUACUGGAAACUUUUCGCAAAAACACAUCAUCUGAAACCCGGUGACAGUGUUCGUUUCUUUGCUGUGGAGCACGGCACUGCUUUUCAAGCUGUGGUGGAGGGGCAGGUGGAUGUCUUUGGCCAAGAUGCAGCCAUUUUUGGGUUGCCUGAAGUUGGCGACGAUGUGCGUCAUCUGUUCCACUCCAUUGUUUUUACUGACAUCGAUGCGUUACGUGAUGGUGAUGUCAGAAAAAUUCUUGGUGUUUUGGAAAUCUUGCAUGCCUAUGUUGAUUUUCUGCGUGAAUUCAUGGUGCAUAGGAUGACUGAUGUGGACAUGGCGUCUGGAGUUUUUGAAAUUCCUAUGCAGAUUAGGCAUGCACUGAAAAUCCCACAUUCUGGACAUGCUAGUCUAAAUUCUCCUACACUAAUAAGAGAAUCGGUGGCCGUAGAAUACAAAUCUACACUCAAUGGGAGCACUUUUAUUAUUGAUCAAUGGGGAGAGUUCUGCACUCGCGUUGGAAUCAACAACACAAGUGUUCUUUUGGUUGAGUUGGACACUAUGACUGACUACCUGCACCUUCGUUUCUACAUCAUUCAUCCUUGAGGAAGCGGAGGGGAAGUUACUGUAUGGAGACUUUCAUUUGUAGCUUAUUUGGGGUUCUCAGGACAUGUAAUGUGUGUUUCAGUCAUUUAUAUAUGUGUGACCUAGUUUGUGGUGUUGGAUGUGAAAUAAGGGUUUCUUAUAUUUGGUUAGCAUGUGUUUAUGUGUUGGACUUGUUUGUUUUGCCUAGUCAGUGAUGUGUGCCUUUUGAAGUAACUA
This is a messenger RNA of Brachypodium distachyon (stiff brome), 1854 nucleotides long. RefSeq lists its product as uncharacterized. The record is from RefSeq and is a predicted model, not a curated record. Lineage: Eukaryota; Viridiplantae; Streptophyta; Magnoliopsida; Poales; Poaceae. The transcript is spliced from 6 exons. Gene Ontology annotation, molecular function: DNA binding. Bases 814 to 1638 code for a protein of 274 amino acids.